GCUGUUCCUGAAAGUGGUGUGAGGAGGCGGAUGGAGUCUGUGGAGAGCAGAGAUUUUUUUUUAAAGAUUAAUUCCAUGUCAUCCGAGAGGCUCGUGUGUAACGGUGUAGUGCGCAAUCACAGGUUGAACCAACCCUUUUUUCUUUUUUCUUUUUUACUUUAUCUCCGCAUCUGGAUUGCGCACGGGGGCUUUGGCACUGCGCGCACCAGGAGCAGAGGGAUUGUGCCGGGAGCUGCCAAGUGUUUCCAAGCGGUGAAGUAGACCAGCAGAAAGGAUUUUCUGCUGUGGAGUUUUAUUUCUAGCGCGCAACUGGUUGCAUUGUUUUGUUUUCUUUGUCUUCUUCUUCUUUUCCUUGGAUAGCUUUAGCGCACGGAUUCGAAACGCGGUUCGGUGCCUUGCUCAUGGACACACCGACUCCUCACCGGGGGGUCCGACCCGCGCUGCCCUGCUGCCCUGCAGCCCUCUGAAACAAGCCGUGGCACAUCCACAGGAAUGGAUUUCUGCACGUUUCACCUCGCGCAUUCACCGAUUUGGCAACUUUUGUAAUUUGACGACGCUGUGACAGCGCGCGCCUCCAGCGCGCAUCUCUCGCCAUGACUUUCAUAUGCACAUGCAUUUGAGCCAAACAUAACGUUGGUUCAGUUCCAUUGUUUUUUGUUUUUUGAAACACGUUUUUUUUUUUUCUGUUGAGGCUUCUGAACCUCCCUGUGCACUUAACGAGGAGUUGUGGCGUAAGUCUCGCCGGCUCUCAUGGGACUGGGGCACUCGUCGCGUUGUUUGCUGCUCCGACGGAAGAUGGCGGAGGCGGACGGCUCCGAGAGGCAGCAGCCUGUCACUUCCCCCCUCUCCCAGUCCGCCCAGCCCUCGCCGCUGCCAAAACCAGUGCCCGCGGCCCACCAUGUGCCCUGCGCGCCCCGCACGCCUCAUGGAGCAGCCCCGUCCACCUGUCCCGGCAGGGGCAAGAUUGCCAAGUUCCUCAGCCCGGAGGACAUGACGUCACGGGACUACUACUUUGACUCUUAUGCCCACUUUGGCAUCCACGAGGUCAGGUCGUUCAUGAUGUAUCGCAGCUAUGACAUCUCGGGUUGGCCUUGUCAAUUUGACCAGGAGAUGCUGAAGGACGAGGUGCGGACGCUGACCUACCGGAACGCGAUGUACCACAACAAGCACGUGUUCAAGGACAAGAUUGUCCUGGACGUCGGCAGUGGAACGGGGAUCCUCUCCAUGUUUGCGGCCAACGCCGGCGCCAAACACGUGUACGGGAUAGAAUGUUCAAGUAUAUCCGAGUAUUCAGAGAAGAUAAUCAAGUCCAAUCACCUGCACAAUGUCAUCACCAUCUUCAAGGGCAAGGUGGAGGAGGUGGAGCUUCCCGUGCAGAAGGUGGACAUCAUCAUCUCGGAGUGGAUGGGCUACUGCCUCUUCUACGAGUCCAUGCUCAACACCGUCAUCUUCGCCCGGGACAAAUGGCUGAAACCCGGAGGCCUGAUGUUCCCCGACAGGGCCGCUCUGUACGUCGUCGCCAUCGAAGACCGGCAGUACAAGGACUUCAAGAUUCACUGGUGGGAGAACGUGUACGGCUUCGACAUGAGUUGCAUUCGCAACGUCGCCAUCAAAGAGCCGCUGGUGGACGUGGUGGAUUCCAAGCAGCUGGUGACCAACGCCUGCCUGCUGAAGGAAGUGGACAUCUACACUGUGAAGCCGGAGGACCUGGCCUUCACGUCAGCCUUCUGUCUGCAGAUCCAGCGCAAUGAUUAUGUCCACGCCCUGGUCACGUAUUUCAACAUCGAGUUCACCAAGUGUCACAAGAAGACGGGAUUUUCCACCGCUCCAGAUGCUCCCAACACACACUGGAAGCAGACGGUGUUUUACUUGGAGGACUACUUAACUGUCAAGAAGGGAGAGGAGAUCUUUGGCAGCAUUGCCGUCCGGCCCAAUGAGAAGAAUGUGCGUGACCUGGAGUUCACCCUCGAGCUGGACUUUAAAGGACAACUAUGCGAGGCCGCAAUUUCCCACGACUAUAAAAUGCGUUAGUGACAACGACGACGACGGCGGCGACGACGACAGCGGUGCUCUGGUGCGGACCUUCCCUCCGCCCCUCAGGACACACCUACACGAGGGGGGAGGGCACAGGCUCUCCGACGAAAAAAACAACCCCCAGUUGGCCAGCGAGGGUGACACGACGACGCAUCUGAUUGGAUGCCGUUGUGCCAGCCCCUUCGUGAUGUCAUCAGUAGAGGCAAGUAUCUAUCAGCAAUAGCGCCAUCGCCAACUUGAACCAACUGUAUCGACCCGGGCACACCGUUGAAUGUAACCUCCUACAUGAACUUGAUUCUUGUUGUCUCCCUCUCUUACUAGUUUCUGGGAUUUUAAAUCAUUAUGAGUGUAAAAAAAUUAAUAAUAAUAAUGCGUUGUGCAGCUACUUGAAAAGUAUUGAUCUGUGUGAUGUUUGAGGGGUUACAGCACAGACAUUUACUGUUUUUUUCUCAAGCGUUUAGUUAAGAUUUAUCAUUUAUGCACUGCAUAAUUGUUUUGAAGGUACAGUAAUUGAUUGUUUUAUCUAAUUUAUUUGCAUGCAGGUUUUUUUUCUUCCCUUUAUUAACCGCAGAAAGAUGAAAUGUAACUGAUGUUUUUCUUUAAUUGAGAACAUCUGUACCAGAAGAAAAGAGAACAAUGCCUCAGAGCAGAAACCAACACAGAUGCAAUAUGUUAUGAAACAAUUUGUUUUGGAGACAAGAGUAUGAAGAAUAUGAACAAAGAACGUCGUUAUGAUGAAUAAAGUGUCAAAGAAUCAA
Scophthalmus maximus (turbot) is the source of this 2792-nucleotide messenger RNA. Its product is annotated as protein arginine N-methyltransferase 8-B-like. Gene Ontology annotation, cellular component: plasma membrane. The record is from RefSeq and is a predicted model, not a curated record. Gene Ontology annotation, molecular function: protein-arginine N-methyltransferase activity. Lineage: Eukaryota; Metazoa; Chordata; Actinopteri; Pleuronectiformes; Scophthalmidae. Gene Ontology annotation, biological process: peptidyl-arginine methylation. Bases 751 to 2031 code for a protein of 426 amino acids. The transcript has 10 exons.